Messenger RNA from Phycodurus eques (leafy seadragon), 3604 nucleotides. RefSeq names its product glypican-5-like. NCBI's taxonomy places the organism in Eukaryota, Metazoa, Chordata, Actinopteri, Syngnathiformes, Syngnathidae. The record is from RefSeq and is a predicted model, not a curated record. Bases 189 to 2024 code for a protein of 611 amino acids. Gene Ontology annotation, biological process: regulation of protein localization to membrane; cell migration; positive regulation of canonical Wnt signaling pathway. Gene Ontology annotation, cellular component: extracellular region; plasma membrane; cell surface. The transcript has 9 exons.
GGCAGCACACCUCUCCCGACCAAUAAUGUGAACAAAACAUCAGUCUGGAUCAGAUGUUUAAAAACUCCUCGUCGUCGCUUCUUUUUGCCACUCCACAUACACACGCACAUACACACGCACGCACGCACGCACUCCCCGCGAGGCUCCAUUCAUCCAGCAGGCUCUGCGGUCCGGUGUGACAUGCGGCAAUGUCCCGUGCAGGAAUAUGCCCACGCGUGAACUCUCGCGGAGCUUUUGGGAUUUUUUUGCUGGCGCUCUUAUUGGCGGCGAGCGCGUUCGAGGUGGGCGCGUACAGCUGUCAUGAGGUGAGAGCCGCCUUCCAGAUGAGGCAGGUCGGCCCGCUGCACCGCGUCCCGGAGACACCUGGCACAGAUGUGGAUCUCCUGGUCUGCAAGCACCAGGGCCCAUCUUGCUGCACCCGCAAGAUGGAGGAAAGCUACCAGUUUGCAGUGAAGCGAGAAACCCUCCACAACAUUUACUCAUACAGUUACGAGCUGAAGCACUUGAUCGCUGGUCACUCGGAUGCCUUCCAGGACAUGUUCCAGUACCUGCUAUCCUUCUCUCAAGGACACCUGAGUUCUCUUCUGGAAGGGACCUACACCCCGCUUUCUCAUCAAGCUUUGCCCCACGUUAACCAACUCUUUGCCUCACUCUCCCUUUACCUCCGUGGGGAAAAUGUGUCAAUGGAGGCGACAGUCCACCAUUUUUUCAAUAACCUCUUCCCCCUCGUCUACACACGACUUAUCAAUCCAGGCAUUGUAGGCAGCAUGGCGGUGCACACCGGCAUGACGGACUGCCUCCGUAUGAUCAGACAGGAUGUCAACCCUUUCGGGCCUCAUCCAGCUGUCAUGGCCCAGGAGCUAGCCGAUGCAAUGAGUGUGGGCCGACAAUUGGGCCUUUUCCUCGAUGAAGGUCUGGAGGUGCUGAACGCCACCGAACACAUCAGCUUGACUAAAGACUGUGUGAAGGGCCUGGUAAAGAUGGUGUACUGCUCACACUGCAGAGGCCUGACUCUCAUCAAACCUUGCGUGGGUUAUUGUCUCAAUGUUAUGCGUGGUUGCUUGGCCAGCAUAUCUGAGCUGGAUCAGCCUUGGAGGAGGUAUACCAACUUGUUGGAACAGCUAACUCACGCCAUGGUGGGGCACCACAGCCUGGAACUCGCACUGCUCGGAGUGCGGGGCCAUGUGAACGAGGCCUUGCUCUAUGCACAGCUUCACGGUCCACUCAUCACAGCCACAGUAGACAAGGUGUGUGGCCUGAUGACCAGGGCGCCUACCGGCAUGCAGCCUACCGGACCGGGGGUCACAACCCCCACCAUGAUGUCAUCAACUCCGCUUCCUUCUGCUGCCCCUUUCAAACCUCUGCCAGACCAGUGGCUCGGGCAGCUUGCCCAUUUGAGGAGCUCGCCCCCACUGAAACCCUCCAAGAGCAAUAAACAUAGUCUGAGAACACUCUCUAGGGACUUCCUGAUGUACUUGCAGCGCUACAAGUCCUUCUAUGCGGUCCUGCCAGAGAUGCUGUGCGAAGGGGAAAACGUGGUGGAUGAUACCACAUGCUGGAGUGGAGAUGAAGUGGUGGAGAGUUACACAGGCACAGUGGUAGGAAACGGUCUGAACGCACAGAGACAGAAUCCAGAGGUCAAAGUUCGCAGCGCUAACCCCUCACUCGCCGAUGUCAAGGAGAGGCUUGAAACCUUCAACCAGGAGACCCAGGAGAAAUUUCCAAAUCUGGGCCAGAUGGAGGCCUGGGAGGAGCUGGGCAGUGGUGAGACGGAGGGUAGCGUCGCAGAUUGUGAUGAUGAAGAUGGAUGUCAAGCCUCAGGAGACAGUCAAGACACAACCUUACACACAAAAGGCUCCAGUGAAGUUGGAUCCAUCGAGCCUAUAUUGGACAGUCCAAAGGAGAACCCAGCCAAGCCCCCCUCAGUACGGGUGAUAGGGGGCUCCCCGUCGGGCAGCUGGCCGGGACUCUGCAGCCUCGUGCUGAUCCUCGCUGCUCUUUGCUCACAAUGGACCCUGUUUUGAUGCCAAUGUGACUCGGUCUAUAAGAAACUGCAUACUGACUUUCACAUCCAACACACACAUCACUUAUGGACUCCUCCAUGUUGUUGGAUGACGGAGGAAAAGAGGACAACUGCAAGAACGUCUUGUUCUGGAGCUCGCCAAGCGUGUGUUUGCUCAAGCUGAUCCCAUGCACGCACACACACACAAACACACACAUCUUCAAACAAAUUCCCUACUGCUUCCUCUCGGCUCUUCUGUCCAUGAAAUGGGCGAGACAUGCGUGCGUACACACACCAACACAGCCUUGCGCUCUCAACACACCCUUGGCCAUUUAGAAGAGGACUGCGCCAUGGUGAUCUUACGAAGGCUUGCACAUAUGCCAAUACACUUUUUUUUUUACCCUACCUUUUAUUUUGCCAUCGCAAACCACUGCAUCAUCUUUCACUCAAGCAGAAGAGCUCAUUUAAAAACAUAUUUCCUGUGUGAGGAUUAUGGAAUGCAUGCUAGAUUACUAAAUCGGUUCCAGACGCCUAACCCAAAACGGCAGAUUUGAUAUCCUCUAACAGCUGUGUAUCUUGGCUCAGAUUAGAAUGUAACGCGUGUGCAGGUGAGCGCCCUUGCACAUGUGCAACUAGGUGUUUAUAGUAAGUGACUGUAUAUAGGUGGAAUGAUCUGACAGAGUGUACAAGGUUCAGAUUCGGCGUAAAGCUUGUAGUGACUGAUGGUGCUUUGUGAGCUGUUUAAAUGGAUUGUGCUCAUCUGCUCUGAAUGUACAGGGAUGUAUUUUCUAUGCAAAACUAAAAGCAGCGAGGGUACAAAGAAAGCCAGUAUGUCAUUUGAUUUUAUGAAAGUUUAGCGCACAUCCUCUUUUGUGUGUUGUAUUGUGGAACUGCACAUCCAUUCAUGCAUGAAGUGAAAAAUAUUGAUAUGAGCAGGAUCUAUGUAAACAAAAAAAAAAACAGACAUUUAAAAAAAUAAUUUGCCCAAAAUAUCUAACUGAUGAAGUGGAUCCUAAAGACCCUGUAAAGUGAAUUCAGAGCUUUGUUUCUGAAUACUUUAUUAUGUUUGAAGAUAAUUUUGAAAAACAUGCAAAGACUGGGAACGAUGUAGUACCAGUAUUGAAUUGUGGCGGUAUAGUGUUAAACUGUUUUUCACCAUUUCAGUUUUCCUAACGGAAGAAUGAGGGGAAAAAAAUAAGUCAAACAUGACAGCCAGCGUGUGGACUGCUGGCAUGGCCGCUUUAAAGCACCUUGUUAUCAGCUGCGAGUGGGCGUACGUUCCAGAGAGAAAGGCAGACACGCUAGGAGGAGAAAAAAAAGGUCUGACAGCCAGCAUGUGAACAGGGGCUUUGAACUGACAUGGUAGCUUUAGAGCGCCUCAUUGUCGCAGUGCGAAAAACCCCCGCAGCAACCCGGUUGGAUAUAUUCCAACUACCAGAGCCAUUACGCGGAUAUAUUUUCACAGCAAAAGCAUAGCUAAAGGCCUUUUCACGCCACACUUGGCAACGCGCCGUCGACAAACCCAUUCAUUGUGUAUGUGCUGAGGGGGCAUGAGCACGGAAUGCCAGAAAAUUUUUAAAUUUUUAAAUUUUUUAUUAUUUU